UUGUCCAGGUUCAAGGGGUCGCAGGAGCGGAGUGGGCUGCUGGUGGUGUAUGUGUGUGAUGAGAGGAUCAGGACAGAGCAGCAGUUGACUGCUGCCCUGGAGUACCUCAAGAGCCACCCGGUGGGGGAGGUUGAUGAGGAGGAGUUCUCUCGGUACUCUGGAGUCGGUGUCCUCGUCACUCCUCAACAGAUACACGAUCAGGUGUCAGAUUUACUGGAACAUCACAAGUCAGAGCUCAUGAAACUCAAGUACAAGUUCCCAGUAGGAAAACUAAUGGGUGAGAUGAGACAGAGGCUGCGCUGGGCUGACGGUAAACUGGUAAAAGAGGUCAUUGACCAGCAGUUGGAGGCUCUUAUUGGACCUCGCAGCCAGCAGUCUCCUCAGAGUAACAUCCAGAAGAGUGGUUGUGGUGGUAAGAGUGGAGCCAAGGCUGUGGUGAAAGAGAAGAAGGCAGGUGAAGAAGAGGAGUCACGAUCUGAAAAGACGGCCGGAGAACUAUUUGGAGAGGCUGCAAACUUCCACAAGCCAGGAGAGAACUAUAAGACCGAAGGCUAUGUGGUGACCCCUCACACUAUGAGGCUUCUCAAGAAACACCUGGAGGAGACAGGGGGAAAGGUGGUUACAAGGUUUCCUCCGGAACCUAAUGGCAUUCUUCACAUUGGCCAUGCCAAGGCCAUCAACUUCAAUUUCGGAUAUGCCAAGGCUCAUGGAGGAAUAACGUAUCUGAGAUAUGAUGACACCAACCCGGAGAAGGAGGAAGAGAGGUUCAUUCGAGGUAUCCAGGAGAUGGUCAAGUGGCUCGGCCACAAACCAUACAAGAUCAAUUUCUCCUCCGAUUACUUUGGCCAACUCUACGAGUGGGCGGUAGAGCUAAUCAAGAGGGGGCAUGCAUAUGUGUGUCACCAGACCCAGGAUGAGCUGAAGGGACACAACCCUCCUCCGAGUCCCUGGAGGGAGAGACCUGUUGAGGAGAGCCUACUUCUCUUUGAGGAUAUGAAGCGUGGAAAGUUUGAAGAAGGAGAGGCCACCCUGCGUAUGAAACACGUAAUGGAGGACAGCAAGCAGGACCCAGUGGCCUACAGGAUCAAGUACACCCCUCACCCCCACGCCGGGGACGCCUGGUGUGUCUACCCCACGUACGACUUCACCCACUGUCUGUGUGACUCCAUCGAGAACAUCAGCCACUCUCUGUGCACCAAAGAGUUCCAGGCCAGACGGUCGUCGUACUACUGGCUGUGCAAUGCCCUGGACCUGUACUGCCCGGUCCAGUGGGAGUACGGGAGACUCAACCUCCAGUACACCGUCGUCUCCAAGAGGAAGAUCCAGAAACUCAUCGGCGGAGGGAUUGUCGCCGACUGGGACGACCCACGGCUCUACACUCUGACGGCCCUCAGACGAAGGGGCAUACCCCCUGAAGCCAUCCAUAAGUUCACUGCCAAGGUCAAUAAGCAACAACAGGAGAGCUGUCAUAUUAUGAUACAUUAUACUUAAACCGCUUAAACUCCUAUAAUUAUGAGGAAACUGCUCGAUUAUGGACUCCUUAAAUUUCCUGUAUGUACACCUUCUUCUGUCCCAUUCAUGUCCAGAGUAGCAGGUACGUACAGUACAGUAGAUACAAGCGUACCAGCAAGUGAAAGCUACGUACUAUUAUUAGAGUGGACUUAUGCAGUGGCGUGUGCUGAGUUGUCUUCCAUACAUUGAAUGCUGUGUAGGUUGGGGUGACCAUGUCUCAGGCAAUACUGCAUCCUAACCUCCUGGACUCCUGUGUCCGUGAUGAACUCAACAACACGGCCACCCGAGUUAUGGCCGUUCUAGAUCCGGUCAAGGUUGUGGUAGAGAAUCUGGCUGAUGUACAGGCUCUGGAAGUUGAAGUUUUGAACAUACCUCACCUCCCCGGAAAGGGUGCACACAAGGUGUUCUUUGAUCCGUCCAAUCUGUACAUUGAUGCUUCUGACUUCAAGGAGGUAGCAGAGUCUGGGUACAGGAGACUGGCUCCAGGACAGCCAGUUGGUCUCAAACAUGCUGGCUACGUCAUCUCCCACCUCAGAACUGAGAAGGACUCUUCAGGGAGUGUGGCGGCAGUGGUAGUAGAGGCCCACAGAACUGAGGAGGUGGACAAACCAAAGGCCUUCAUCCAGUGGGUGUCCAGACCUGUUCCCUCCGCCGUCCGCCUCUACUACUCCCUGUGAGCUAACUCACACACCCAUCGUCUUAUGCACUACUUAUGGUAGCUCAUCCUAUAAUAAUAUUACACAUGCAUGGGCAAAAAGUAUUAUACUACAGUAGAACCGCCGAAUAAUCUGCUCUUUUGAGGUUAAAAAUGUACUAGAAAGUGAACGUUUCAGACUUUAUAAAAUGUGACCUUCAUUUUCUCUAUUGCGUCAUUCAUUUGGAGUGUCCUUUAUCAAAGGUUCUACUGUAUUUGGUUGACUCGUUCAAUGCGUGUUGGGUCUAGAAUUCAAUAGCUGUGUGUAAUGUACAGGGUUGCAAAUGCUCUUGCCACACUCAGAUUCCUACAUCCUAACCCUGAGGAUCCAGCUAAGGUUCCCAAUGGAUUCCUCUCUGACAUCAGCCCUAACUCUAUGGAGGUCAAGAGUUCAGCGAUGGUGGAUGAGACGGUACUGGAAGCUGGGCCACUGACCGGGUUCCAGUUUGAGAGGAUUGGAUACUUCUGUGUCGACUUUGACUCCACUCCCCAACAGAUGGUGUUCAACAGGACAGUUAGUCUGAGAGAAGAUUCUGGCAAGAGCUGACCACGUACCAAUAACUCCUGUUCAAAAUUUUCUCAAUAAUAUCAUGACUGAUUAGAGACUAGCUGAAUGUACAGCAGUGGCUGGUUGUGUCUGCCCAUCUGUUUUGUAUGCAACCGUAAGCAAUAUUCACUGUAGGCUGUAGCUGAUGAUACAGGACACAAGUAAGAUAAUUUGUUUCAGGUCAGCAUCUACAACAGACACCUUAGCUAAUUAAUACCAACAUACCAGUUCCCUUAGUAUAUAAAAACUCCCUUCAAUCAAUGACAUUCCCAUGGCGA
This is a messenger RNA of Geodia barretti, 3031 nucleotides long. The record is from the annotation of a GenBank genome assembly. Lineage: Eukaryota; Metazoa; Porifera; Demospongiae; Tetractinellida; Geodiidae.